Molecule: messenger RNA, 4421 nt
Organism: Alosa sapidissima (American shad)
Lineage: Eukaryota; Metazoa; Chordata; Actinopteri; Clupeiformes; Clupeidae
Gene: rab3db
Product: RAB3D, member RAS oncogene family, b
Exons: 6
Coding region: 908-1579 (223 amino acids)
Biological process (GO): regulation of exocytosis; protein secretion; protein localization to plasma membrane
Cellular component (GO): plasma membrane; endosome; synaptic vesicle
Molecular function (GO): GTP binding; GTPase activity
Source: RefSeq, a predicted model, not a curated record
GGACAGGUUUGGUAUCUAUAGACUCCUGUUCUUCUUGGCCUGCUUGUUUGGGCUGCUGAGAAUGGCAUACAGGGCAGCUGGUGGGCAGAGCUUCUCUCAGCUGCAAAUAGGGAGCACCUAAUUAAAACAGGGUUUUAUGGUUCUUUUUAUGAUUUUAAUUUUCACAAGACAUAUGCCAUCUGUUUGGUCUAGUGGAGGAGUAACAUGUAAUGGCCAGGUUGUUCCACCAAACACCUACAGAAAAGGCAAGGUAUUAAAGUAAUUUCACUGAUUUUUUUUAAAAGUUCAGUAGGCUAUGUGUUUUAACUCACAUUGAUACACCCCAGAGCAUUCUGUAAGCUGCAGCCUGCACACGUCAGACAUGUGACUGGGCUUUGCAGAAGGCUUAAGUUUUUCUGGUGAGACAGAAGAGAACAACAUAAUGUUCCAACCGCAGUUAAAACAGAAGCCAUUUGGGCAAAUCUUUGAUGCCGUAUUCACCUCGGUGCCUAAGGGCCUGGCCUUGUGGUUCUGCUACUGAUUUGAUCCAGUCCUGUUUGCCAUCAGUGGCUUGUCACUGGAUGAAAGCUGAUUUACAGGGCCUCUCUUACUCCAAAGGCUCAUGGAACGAAGGAGCCUCAGCCUUCCAGAACUCAAAAUACUGCUGAUGUACUGCUAACUCUUUAAUCUCGUAUAUAACUCUUUUAACAAGCUGGGUGUUGAUUUUCUCUUGUUUUGUUUUAGAUAUAGCAUGGACAUACCCAGUCAAACACACAUACAUCUGAAGAGAAAGUAGUUAAACAAGGGCUUCUCUCCUGGACAAUAGCAAUUGCCUCCUUGUGUUGUGCGUAAUAGCUGCUGCUCUGGAGGUACCCAUUUCCAGUCCAGAGGAAGCAUUUAAAGGUCCUAAGGGCAUUGGCAUUUGAUUAUGAUGGCGUCAGUGAAUGACUCCCGCGUGCAGCAGCCAUCGCAGAAGGAUGCGGCCGACCAGAACUUCGACUACAUGUUCAAGCUGCUGAUCAUCGGCAACAGCAGCGUGGGCAAGACCAGCUUCCUGUUCCGCUACGCCGACGACUCCUUCACCUCGGCCUUCGUCAGCACAGUGGGCAUCGACUUCAAGGUCAAGACCGUGUUCCGCAACAACAAGAGGAUCAAGCUGCAGAUCUGGGACACAGCAGGACAAGAGCGGUAUCGCACCAUCACCACGGCCUACUACAGAGGAGCCAUGGGCUUCCUGCUCAUGUAUGACAUCACCAACCAGGAGUCCUUCAGCGCCGUGCAGGACUGGGCUACCCAGAUUAAGACGUACUCGUGGGACAACGCCCAAGUGAUCCUGGUGGGGAAUAAAUGUGACCUGGAGGAUGACCGCCUAAUCCCCACAGAAGACAGCCAGCGACUGGCUGAUGAGCUAGGAUUCCAGUUCUUCGAGGCCAGUGCCAAGGACAACAUCAACGUGAAGCAGGUGUUUGAGCGCCUGGUGGAUGUGAUCUGCGAAAAGAUGAACGAGAGCAUCGAGGGCGAGAGGGCGCAACCCAACAACCACCACGACACCAGCCUGCAUGAGACCCCCUCCGAGAGCCAGGGCACCUGUGCCUGCUGAUCUGUGUGUCAGACCCACUCCACAUCCAUACACAGACCCCACUCUUUACCCCAAUCCCCAUCGUUUCUGAGUGACAGGCUGCUUAUUUGUGUACAGUACAAACACAAUCUGUUGAUAUACUCAAAAUCACUAUAAUCAUGGUGGGAGAUCUCCUUAAAAAGAUACUCAUUCCCUCAUAAAUGCAAACAUAACUUUACCCACACCCAACAUAAGUACUCUUGGUUGGGUAAAAAUGAAGGAAAAGCACACACUCACAUAAUCACCCCUGUGUCUUUUGUUACUGGCCUUUUACCUCUCCGUCAAAAAACACUGAAACAGAAGCAUAGUGAUAGCUUACACACACUUACAAAGUUCACCACCACAAUGCUUUACCCCGUGCCCAAGCCGUCUUCAGCACCCCCUGCAGGGAUUGGCCGGUACUCCAGUACUCCUACAGCGUGCCAUUUGUCCACCAAAAUUUAGAUGAUAUAUCUGCCUGAUAUUCAAGCCCAUAUACAAACAGUUGGGACACUACUACUUCUGUGACCCAUGCGUUGCUCACAUUGUCAGUUUUAAUGAAUGUUCGCAUUAAAGGUGUAUUUACACAUUACACUUGCCACAGCAAUCUACUAGACACAUCGAUAUCAUAGGAGAAAGGGAGAGGUAGAGAGUGAAAUAUAGUCUCUGUCUUAAUGAAAUGCUUGUUCAUUGACAGAAGGGUGCCAUUGGGCUGGGAAAUCAGUGGCAAAGCAAAUUGAGUUUACUCAAAACUCAAAAAUGAGUUUAAACAAAGUUCUUGUUUCCAAGUGCCAAUGUCAAGUAUUUCAGUACAAUGGAGAGAAACAUCCAGCGCCAUAGAACAUGUUAUGCCCCUCGAAUAGGCACUCUAGUCCCAAGUCAGUCACUUCAGUUUUGGAGGAGUCAUUGUGGUAUGCUUUUAUCUCAGCCAUGUGCUGCAUUGUGUCUGCGUGUCCCUAUCUGCUCUGCACCGCCUCAGUUUCUCUCGCUCCGUAGCGUUCGUUUUGGCCUCUCCCAACUCUGUCCCUUACCUUGUGUCAUAUCUGAAAUACGCACCCCACAUGGUUACAAAAGGAAGAUAGAAAAUAACCUCACCGUUGUUUGCAUUCUUUAACAAGAUUGCAAUUGGCACAGAAAUAUCUAUAGGCACUCUAGUCCCAAGUCAGUCACUUCAGUUUUGGAGGAGUCAUUGUGGUAUGCUUUUAUCUCAGCCAUGUGCUGCAUUGUGUCUGCGUGUCCCUAUCUGCUCUGCACCGCCUCAGUUUCUCUCGCUCCGUAGCGUUCGUUUUGGCCUCUCCCAACUCUGUCCCUUACCUUGUGUCAUAUCUGAAAUACGCACCCCACAUGGUUACAAAAGGAAGAUAGAAAAUAACCUCACCGUUGUUUGCAUUCUUUAACAAGAUUGCAAUUGGCACAGAAAUAUCUAUUGCUGUGCAGGAUAUCUGUGAGAUGGCUAACUGUACAUCGAUGGACUGCAAUUCAAUCAUAAUGAAGAUGCACAAUUCUUUUUAGUGGUUUCAUCUCAGUGGAUGUGGAAUGUCACCUUGUUGUUGUGUGUAUAAUCUUAGUAGUGGAAUAUGUAUGACUGCAUACUACCUUAAGCCCAAUUUACACCAAAGAUUCGCGACGAAACGAAACCGUUGCAGAGGUGAGAAUUAAACGUUGCACGUCGUUGCCAGCUGUUGAAAGCCGUCGCAAAGCAUUCACCGUGUCUAGUCGCAGUUGCAAGGUUAUAGAACAUUGCAGCAAGUUGCUGGUUUAUAGAAUGUUGCAGCUCAUCUCGUCACGAAUCUUUGGUGUUAAUUAGGCUUAAGAUGACUUCUUUAUAUUCAUCUCUUUUUUUUAAACCAUAUCUUGAUUUUGUUAGAUGGAGUUCUAAAAGCUGAAGACACAUGCAAGUGUGUCUGAAUUUCAUGUGUAAAUUGUAUGUGUCCUUAAGCUUCUCUCUUAACACCAGGGUUCACACAGUCCGUAGACCCAGUGAUAGUGAUGACUGUACCUCACACUCUUCAGAAGGGAGGUGUACUCACCAAUCAGUUACCCUGUUUAAGUAGCCCUGUAUUGGCUAUGACCCUCUUGAAUUUCGAGGCAAUCAGAAAAUACAUAACACAAGAAUUAUGACAUAACACAAAAAAAUAAUAGAACACAGACAACUUUCUUUUGCUGUUCCACGGACACUAAUCAGUACACACUGAAUUAACACUACAUAUUUACUUGGUAACUUUUUCUUGUUCCAGGAAGAGCAGCAAAUGUGUUUCCUUGUCCUAUGUGUGUGGUGCCAAAGAUCCAUUGCUUUAUGACGGUUUUUAACUCACAGAUUGUGCGAGGCAUGUGGAACAUGUUUCUGUGUGUUGUUGGUGGGACACUAUUGCACUCUUGUGUGUUUAGCUCAAAUGCUUGUUCGUUUUAGUAAUACACUGAAGUUUAAAGAUACACACUGGAUCUCUUUCACAUAGCAUUAAUGCCUUCUAGGGGGUGGAAGCUAAAGGCACAUGCCUACAUAUUUACGUGUUAUAUUUACCCCACACAGCAACUGUUUAGACAAAUGUAAAUGUAACAAUGUUGAUUCAAAUUAGUCUACUUGUUGCGGUCAGAUUCUGACACAAAUUUGAGAUUUGUUAAACGUUUUUACUUUUGUUGUAAUGCAUUUGCGUAUGUCACAUUCAGUCUCAUACAGUGGUUUGCAAAAGUGGCAGAAAAGUACUGUUUAUUUCCUUGUAUUUUGUGAGAUGGGAUGAGAUUUGGGAAUGUCUUUUUAAAAAAGUGUAGAAAAAUCUUUGCCAAUUGAAAUGUAUUGACACAUUUGUUUACAUAAAUAAAAAUAAUAAGUAUUGUAAAAGGGAAU